Molecule: messenger RNA, 1219 nt
Organism: Sodiomyces alkalinus F11
Lineage: Eukaryota; Fungi; Ascomycota; Sordariomycetes; Glomerellales; Plectosphaerellaceae
Exons: 2
Coding region: 243-977 (244 amino acids)
Biological process (GO): regulation of transcription by RNA polymerase II
Cellular component (GO): nucleus
Molecular function (GO): cyclin-dependent protein serine/threonine kinase regulator activity
Source: RefSeq, a predicted model, not a curated record
UACGAGAAGCAGAAUCUCCCACGACCAGCAGCAUCAUGGACAUCAUGAACAAUCCCUUAGCGACUACUUCUCAACUGCAGCGACGUAAUGACUUUAGUUCCCUACCGAACGACCUGCAAGACAUCGUCUUCUACGCGACACAAUGCCUGACCCAAGCGGCCGGCAUGCUCCUGGAGCUGCCGCAAUCCACAACCGCCCAAGCCAAUGUCCUGCUGGCGCGAUACUGGCUUGUCGAGCCUCCCAUGCUUCACGAAUUUAGCGACGUUUCAGCUGCUGCUCUCUUCCUCGUGGCGAAGAUGGGCCCCAUGCCACGCUCCGUGCGCGACUUCUCCAACGUCUACGCGCACCUCCUUUCUUCCAAAUCGAGCUUCUUUCGCCCAAAACAACCGCUGCCUCCUCCCGACCUGCGACUGUCCUACCAACACGAAGACGAGUACCUGGCCUUUCAGAAUCGGCUCCUCGCUAUAGAACCCCGUAUCCUCUACGCCGUCUCGUUUGAUACGCACGUUUCCCUACCGCACUCGCUGGCCAUAACCUACCUUCAGACGAUGGACUUCGCGGGUCAACCCAAGGGGGCCAUCGGACGCCGGGUCGUGGCGUACCUUAACACGGCUUUGUUGUCGCCGCAGAUGCUGUAUCUUACACACCAGCCGCAUGCGCUGGCCACGGCGGCUAUAUAUAACGCCGCCAAGGACUUGGGGGCCAAGAUGCCCGAGUGUCCGUGGUGGGAGGUGUUCGACGUGGAUCGCGAGGAACUCGGGUUCUUGGUCGUCGGGAUGAGGAGCUUGGACGGGUGGGUGAAACGGCAGAAGGAAGCCGUGCCGGGAAUAUUCGAUGACGGUAUGGUUUCGCGUAGUCGCAUGGAGAAUGAGACGAAGAAGAGGGGCAUCUAUAUCGGGAACGGGAAGGGUAAUGCGGUUGACGAGGAGGAUGAAGUUAUGCGGCAGAUGGACGCGAAAUCUACGCCUGCACGAUAAAAUCUGUCAUCUGAGAGAAGGAGGCGCGACUGAUACUCCCCUGGGAAUUCACGCCUGGUUAUUGAACUCGGCCAACUUACACUUGCAUAUAUGCAUUGGAUGCUGUUCGAAACAAGGAAUAGCAGUCUCGACACGAGGUACAAUUAUACACCCGCGGUGUCUUAUAGAAUCGAAACUAUAUGAGCAACAUGUCCGAAAUGAUCGGACUUUUUUACUUGCCUUUAAUUGAGUGGAAGGUUGGA